CUUCCCCGCGUCUCAGGAGAGCCCUGGUCUGGGGCAUCGUCGGGCUUUUAAAUGGGUCCCGGCGGAGGUCUGGACCGCUCUCCCUGCGAUCCUCCAGUGGCUGCGGCGGCGCGGUGCUACCUGGAGACCUGCUGAAAACGCACAGAGCACGUCUGCUCAGGCAUUUUCUAACCAAACUGAAUAAUUGAGAGAAUAGAUGAGUCAAUCUAGACAGAGAUCUUACUGCACCUCUCAGCUGCAAGUUUUUUCUUUUUUUCUUCCCCCUCCUCCUCUCAUCUUCAUCUCACCCAUCAGGAGGAAAUAAAAGCCUGGAAUGAAACUGAAUGAGGAUUUCAUUUGAUGCCUUACGUGUGUGAUAGGUUAGAUUUGCUUUGGCUUUUUGAGAGAGAAUGGCUUUGGAACAGGCAAUUCCUGCAAUUUGGGUAGAGUAAAGAUAUUAUGGAUUUAUUUUAGGCCUUUAUUUUCUUGUCUCAUACCUUUGUUGCUAUGGUAACCUUCCACAUCUCCCAAAUUGCCCUUUCGUCUCCCUUAUGGGUGGUCUAUAUUUCCCCCCGUCUUUUCCCCUCAACAAUGCAACGAGCACUCGCAGGUUUUCUUUCCCACUUAUUUUUUGUACGCUUCAGUCCGGUUUUCAUUUGCUCUGAUUUUUUUUCUUUCAGCCGUUUUUGACGUUGAAUUGACGAGGCUGGACUCCAGAUGUCAGCAAACGGAGCCAGCCAAUCGCAAAGAGAGAAGUUUGAACGCUUCAGGCCUCAACAAAGUCACAUAUCCCCCAGGCUUCUGCAGGCGAAGAUUUCCAAACAAUGCAUAUAUUUCUCACCUCACACGCACUUGAGUUUAUCAUAAUCCCAAAUACAGAUCGUGUCACUGAACACAAACAGUCUCAUGUGGAAACGCUCUGCUGCAAAGCCUGUAUCAAAAAAAAAAAAGAAAGAAGAGGAAGUGCUACCUUCCUUCAUGCCACAUCCUCUCAGUUGUGCUUGUCUUCCUUUUUGACCCUCAGAUGAGUUUUUUUCUUUGACAGUUAUCUGCACUUGGGCCUGUUGAUCUUGCAGAUCUCAUUAGUGUCUCUUUUCAGAUCGUAGCACAGCCCUCCAACUUCCUGCACCCCGGGUUUUAACGCGUUUCUUUUUUGGAGUUAACUUCUUGUAGAGGGAUUAUUUCAGCAGAAUCUCCCCCGGUCUUGUUGUGGUUGCUCUCAGGGAGCCAGCUGAAGCUCUUCCUCAGACGGUGUGUGAGAGCCUCUGACUCCUCUGCAGAUUCUUGCCAACGAUUCAGCAAAGUGACCGAGCCGUCCAGAGGAGGGGAGAUGGAGGCCGCCGCUUUCGAGUACCACAAGAAGGAGGAAGACCUGGAGGUGGAGUCUUUUCAGGGAGAGAAGAGGAAGCUCAUCCAGCCGACAUCCUUGAAAGACCCCAAGCUUGAAAACCUAAAGCAGGCCUUGGUGGACUGGAUCAAUAAGACUUUGAAAGCAGAGCACAUCGUGAUUCAGAGUCUGGAGGAGGAUCUGUACGAUGGACUGGUCCUUCACCACCUGCUGGCCAGAUUAGGCAACGUGAAGUUAGACGUGGAGGAGAUAUCGCUGACCAGCUCCUCUCAGCUCCGUAAACUGGAAGCCAUCAUGAAAGAGCUGGACAAGAUGCUGGGCGUGGAGGACAGCUGCCCGAUCAAAUGGGACGUCAAACUCAUCCACAACAAAGAUCUCCUAGCAACCAUUCAUCUGCUGGUUGCCAUGGCAAAAGCUUUCCAACCUGAGCUCAAUCUGCCGCCGAAUGUGAAGAUUGACGUUGUCACAGUAGAAGUAAGCAAGAGCGGAAUCAGAUCUGAGGUGCAGACUGAAGUCCUGACAGAGGACAGCAAUGCAGGCUCAGACUCCUCCGGCUAUCCUGAAAGGGAAGAUCCCAUUGAGCAACUGCUGAAGCUUGAGGCUAACAAGGUCAACACAGUGAAGAAGGCCAUCUUACACUUCGUCAACCAGAACAUGGCAACCCUGGGUCUGCAGGUGGCUGAUAUGGACAAACAGUUUGCUGAUGGAGUGAUAUUGCUGCUGCUGAUUGGUCAACUGGAGGGCUUCUUCAUCCCGCUGGUUGACUUCCACCUGACCCCUGUUAACGACACUGAGAUGCUUCAUAAUGUGACGCUAGCCCUGGAUCUCCUGGAGGAUAUUGGCCUGCAGCUGCCCAAUAUUGAGCCGCAAGAUAUCGUCUCUCAGGACGUCGCCGCCACCUUGAGGGUCCUUUACGCCCUGUUCAGGAAGCACAAAAGGAACUGAGGGAGGAAGACGCUGGACGAAGACGAGCCGAGCUGCUGAAAAAUCAACAAGAAGACGGGAGAGGAAAGUGUUCACUGUAUAAUUUAUUGCUGUAUUUUUUAUUUUGGGUCAUACAGAUUUAGACAAAAACAGUGGGGUCUAUUUGGGAACAUUUUUAGCUUUUAUGAAUAGGGGCAUUUUAUGUAGUAUAGGCUAAAUGUGCGUUUUUGUUUUUUUUUAAAUAUAUAUUUUGUAAAUAUAUUGAGAACUCAGGUUGAAAAGUAAAUCUUCUCUUGAUUUAAAAAAAAGUAUUAAAUUUUACUUUUAUUAAAUUGGAGGACAGCAAAUACUUCAGUGUUGGUGGCAGCAGGAAACUGAUAUUUCUUUAAGACUGCACACCUGACGGAGCCCCAGGUAGAGAAGCAUGACUGAAGCAGCUGAUUGGAGUCAGUUUAUGCAAAUAAAGCUUAGCAUCCAGAAAACUGCUAACAUCUGACUGGCAUCACAGAAAAAAAAAUGGCCGGCAGCAGAAAAGUAAAAAAGGAAAGAAAGUAGGAAACAGUCAUUCACAGUUUAGACCAGAUUUUGUUUUACAGGUUUUCCGUGCUGAAACGUAUCAGUGAUGUGCCGAAAAUGAAAUAUUUUUUACUGUUGCCACUAAAACCUUCGCAAAGUUUUGUCUAUUUUUAUAUUUAGGAAUGUUAUUGUGAAUAAUAAAUUUCUCUGACAGUGACAGUAUCAUCAACAUCAGCGAUUAGAGUUUUAAAUCUUAACCGCAGAUGGACGACUAACAAGACUUGCUGUAGAUAAAGAAAUAUUCAAGGUACGACAUGUGGAUGUAAUUAACUGUAACGUAAUUGACUGCAUAAAUAUUAGGCCAUAUGUGUCCUUGGUUGGGUUAGUAGUUCAAUAAAGCUUCACUUCCUGGUAAAACAA
This is a messenger RNA of Xiphophorus hellerii (green swordtail), 3187 nucleotides long. RefSeq names its product parvin, gamma (gene parvg). Gene Ontology annotation, biological process: establishment or maintenance of cell polarity regulating cell shape; cell projection assembly; substrate adhesion-dependent cell spreading. Bases 1310 to 2272 code for a protein of 320 amino acids. Lineage: Eukaryota; Metazoa; Chordata; Actinopteri; Cyprinodontiformes; Poeciliidae. The record is from RefSeq and is a predicted model, not a curated record. Gene Ontology annotation, molecular function: actin binding. The transcript is spliced from 13 exons. Gene Ontology annotation, cellular component: actin cytoskeleton; cytoplasm; focal adhesion.